AGAAGCCACGAGCUCAAACCUUUCCCGACCCCCGCACGAAACGCCCAACUUCCCGGCGAUUCCAACGGUCACUCCCUCCACGACGCGGGACUCCCACUCAAGCUCGUUCGCUCGGAAAAUGACCGAUUCGUCAUCCGAGCCCGCGCCCUAUAAAGUCCACGAGAACCGCAUCCACGCCACUCCUCCCGAAGAAAUCCCAAUCGAGAUCGUGAGCGACGACGAGAUGGCGCUCCUCGAAAACGCCUUAGCCGCCGCAGCCGGCGCCCGUGUUUCUCUCGCCGGAAAAGCUCUGUUCCCUCCUGGGUUUCACAGAAAUGUGAGGUCCAUUAAGACCAUUUCGGCCCUCUCCAAGAGAAGGCCGUCCGGUGGCUCGGAAACCGACUUCGAGGACUUCGUGAAUUGUCACGGUGGUUCGACGGAGAAGGAUGGGAAUGGAGAGGCUCGGUCGUUCUUGGACCGGUUCAGGAGAAAGAAGGGCCUGUCUGUCACUGAUAUUACCAGCACGGAAUGGUGUGAAAAGCAGAUGAAGUUUGAUCUCCUUUUUGGGAAGAGGAGAACUACAAAAGCGAUGAAAGCAGGUAGCGCUCGCCAUGAGAAGCUUGAACAAGAGGUUGUUAGAAAGGUUAAAGUUCACGUAAUAUCUGUUGAAGAUAGGUGGGCUACGAGAUUCAUGAACUUUAUAAUAGGUGCACAUCAACUGUUGCUCGAUGGGUUAACUCGUGAACUGCCAAUAAUAUGCUUUUUAGAAGGUAUUUGGAUGGUGGGAGUGAUUGAUGAGGUUCGAAUGCCUGUCUGUGGAACUGAGAGAAACCCGAUACUGGUGGACAUCAAAACUCGUGUCCGAAAUUCACUUCCAGCUGAACCACAGAGAAGAAAUGGAAGGUUUCAGUUGAUGUGCUACAAGCAUAUGUGGGAUAAAUCAGUGGGCAAGAAGUUCCCCACUAAACAAUUCUUUGAUUAUUAUAAAUUGAACCCUCGUCAUAUUUUAUCGGAAGAUAUCAGGGAGAAUGCUGCUAAUGCAGGUCUUCCUGCAGAGAACCUUGAUGAGAUAUUGACAUACUACAGGAACACAUGUUCAAUGCUACCCGUGGCUGACAGUCAGCUGUUACUGAGGUAUGAACUACAAAAAGAUCAUUCAGUGCUUGGCGAAGAUCAGUUCGCGUACGAUCAAGACUGGGUUGAGGAUGAAAUCAGGACUUGUCUCGAGUUCUGGCAUGGUGAACGGGAAGCAACUUACCCUCCCGAGCAGGAGCGGUGGAAAUGCAGCUUCUGUGAAUAUGCUUCGGUGUGUCCUGUGAGGGACAUCGGUGAUGCGACGACUUCUCAAUCUGUAGAUUCCCGUCAGGGCAGUACAUAAAGCUCAAAGAAGAAUUAUAGUUCUGUUGUGCCAGGUUCCCUAGAGAGAGGCUGCUUUUUUCGAGCUUCUUUGUGCCAUGCCUGCUUGUUGGAUUCAGUCUUAAAGUCGCUUUCCGAGCUUUGUUGUUAAUUUAGAAAUUGCUUGUA
Molecule: messenger RNA, 1503 nt
Organism: Rhodamnia argentea
Lineage: Eukaryota; Viridiplantae; Streptophyta; Magnoliopsida; Myrtales; Myrtaceae
Product: exonuclease V, chloroplastic
Exons: 7
Coding region: 119-1357 (412 amino acids)
Biological process (GO): interstrand cross-link repair
Cellular component (GO): nucleus
Molecular function (GO): single-stranded DNA 5'-3' DNA exonuclease activity
Source: RefSeq, a predicted model, not a curated record